Messenger RNA from Culicoides brevitarsis, 1010 nucleotides. Its product is annotated as WD repeat-containing protein 91-like. NCBI's taxonomy places the organism in Eukaryota, Metazoa, Arthropoda, Insecta, Diptera, Ceratopogonidae. Gene Ontology annotation, molecular function: phosphatidylinositol 3-kinase inhibitor activity. Bases 18 to 968 code for a protein of 316 amino acids. The transcript is spliced from 3 exons. Gene Ontology annotation, biological process: negative regulation of phosphatidylinositol 3-kinase/protein kinase B signal transduction; early endosome to late endosome transport. The record is from RefSeq and is a predicted model, not a curated record. Gene Ontology annotation, cellular component: late endosome membrane; early endosome membrane; extrinsic component of endosome membrane.
AAGAGGGCUACAGAAAAAUGGCAACAAAUUUCGUGGAUAAUUUGGUGAAAGAAUUUCUCAUUUUCCGCGGAUUUUCGGGGACUUUAAAGCAAUUCGAUGCCGAGCUGAAGAACGAUAAAGACCAAAGCUUUCGAGCUGACAAAAUUGUGGACCAGCUAAUGGUUUGCAUCAACACUCACGAUCUCGAUACAUUGGUGCAAUAUAUUAAUCAUUUAAAUUGCAACAUUUUCUCGAAACUGGAGCAAAGUUUCACGACAGCAGUUAAGAAGUUACAACAAGGAAUUUACAAGUUGUAUUUGGUGACGGCUUACAAUAACAACAAAAAUGACAAAAUUACGGAAUUUUUUCAGAAAAUGUCGAGCGAAUUGCAAGGAGUUUCUGAAUGGAAGGAUUGGUUUUUUUUCCCUUUUUGCAAAAAUCCCGAGGAACAUUCCACGUUUAGUUUGUAUUUCACGAAGCAAUAUCAAGACACCCUGCUAAUUUCCUUGCACAAUUUCCUUUCUACCAUCUUUCAAUGUAUGCCGCAACCGACAUUAACACGAGCGGAUGCCGAAGUUUGUCUCAUAAAACGUUUGCAAGACGAAAAUAGUUUGUUACGGAACCGAAUUCAGACACUUCAGGCACAACAAGCAACGAGCGGAGGCAUUCAAGGACACCAAUCCCGUCUCUCGAGCUUCAAUAAUCAAGAAUUCAACAAAAAAAUGGCCUCGGGCACACUAACUCUCAACGAUAUCAUUCCGCUUGACAUCUCACCGCCCCCGCAUAUCGUCGACGACUUCUUCAUAAUUGCCGCCGAGACCUUAGGCGUCGUCAAUAACGCAAGCGAAACCCAAGCAAAGGGCCUUAAAUCGUUAAUUCGUAACAUCAGUUCCGGCGGAAGUCCCGUAAUGGGGCGAAAAGACGGCUCAGCAGCUGUGGAUAAAAAUAAACGUCGCUCCGGAUCUGUCGGGGGCAAUAAAAAGGAAUAAAAAAUGAAUUAUUAACUGAAAUAUAAAAUUUAAAAAUUUAAU